AUGGGGGUAGAAGGAAUAGAUUCAUUUCUGUGUGAACCAUCUAUGGAUGACCCUGGAUCAAAACACUUUACACCCCGCCAAGGACCUGCUUUCCAAAAUGCAGAGGACAUUUCUGAGUUCCAGGAUGCUUGUCACAACUUAUUUCAAAAUGGUAAUGGCUCCCAUGCAAAGCAGGAACUGCAAAAACUCUAUAAAUCAUUUUACUCAUGGCUGCAGCCAGAAAAACACAGUAAGGAUGAAAUCAUUUUUCAAGUGGUCCUGGAACAGUUCAUGAUCAACAGGCACUGGAGUGAUCGGUCUACAUUGAAGAGGAAAUGGGAAUCCAGUGGCAGAAACCUGGAGAAAUUCAUGGAAGAUCUGACUGAUAGUUCUGUGAAGCUACCUAACCUAGUCCAUGUCCACAUGCAGGGACAGGAAGCCCUCUUUACUGAGAAUAUGGCUUUAAAAGAAGUAAUUGUCCAUCUAACAAAACAGCUGUUAAUAGGAUCCCCAGCAGGGACAUCCAUGAGGACACCUUCCUGGACUCCCCAAGAUACUUCCCUGGAAACAGGACAAGGAGAGAAAGCUAAAGAAAAUGGCGACAACAUUUAUCCCAUAAAUGACAGUAUUACCAGUCAAAGCAGUCAAAUACCUUCCCUUCUCAUUAUCCGAGAAGAGGACAGUGUUUCUUUGAAGAAUCCGCUUAGCUCCAGAAGAGCAGCUCUAGGCACAUCCGGGUCCCAGGAAGGGGCCCUGGAAGGACCCUUCUAUCAAGAUGUCCUUACAGAGGGGGGACCAGGGUUUCUCUCUCAGCCGGUCAAGGUCAUCCCUGAGCCUGUUCCUACACACCAGAGAACUGAGGGGAAAUCCCCAUGUAGGGGACAGCAAGGAGGAUGCCGUGAAACACAAAAGUCAUACAGAUGUGAAAAGUGUCCUAGGUUCUUCAGGUAUCUCUCUCAGCUACAAGCCCAUCAGAGAAGACAUAAGAACGAGAGGACAUUUACUUGUGCUGAGUGUGACAAAGGCUUCUUCCAAGCGUCAGACCUACACGUGCAUCAGAAGAUUCAUGCAGGAGAGAAGCCUUUCACGUGCAGCAUGUGUGAAAAAUCCUUCAGCCACAAAACCAACCUUCUGGCCCAUGAGAGAAUUCACACAGGAGAGAAGCCCUACGAGUGCUCCCUCUGCCACAGAAGCUACCGCCAGUCAUCGACCUACCACCGCCACCUGAAGACUCACCAAAAUAGGGCCUCCAGAGGGCUUCCUUCCACACCAGGAGCUUCCUCAGACCCCAAAGGCCCGAGCGCGGGGCGCCUGCUCGCGGCCCUGCGGCCCUGCGGCCCAGGCCCGGGUCUCCGGGACAGGGAGGCGCCGGUGGGCGGGGGCGCGUGUGUGAGCGUCGGCGGGCGGCGGGCGGGAGCGGGCUCCGGGCUGAGGGGCCACGGGGGCGGAGGCUGCAGGGGGCCUGAGAGUGGAGGAUUCUGCCCUCAGGGGACGGAGCGUGAGGCGGAUCCACGCCUGCGCUGGCAGGCCCAGGACAAUGUGACUUUGGAGGAUAUGGCCAUGUACUUCUCCUGGGACGAAUGGGGUCUCCUUGAUGAGGCUCAGAGACGCCUGUACCAUGAUGUGAUGCUGGAGAACUUGGCACUGAUGGCCUCCCUGCGUAAGGCCCUCACACCUCACAGUGUGAGCUCUACAUGUCUGCAUGUGCCGGGAAUUGCCAUCGUUGAAACAGACACUACUUACGUCUACUGUGCGCUGUUCUUGGAGACCUUUGUGUGA
Messenger RNA from Mustela erminea (ermine), 1758 nucleotides. Its product is annotated as zinc finger and SCAN domain-containing protein 4-like. Lineage: Eukaryota; Metazoa; Chordata; Mammalia; Carnivora; Mustelidae. The transcript has 7 exons. Gene Ontology annotation, molecular function: DNA-binding transcription repressor activity, RNA polymerase II-specific. Bases 1 to 1758 code for a protein of 585 amino acids. The record is from RefSeq and is a predicted model, not a curated record. Gene Ontology annotation, biological process: negative regulation of transcription by RNA polymerase II.